GGCGCGGAUACCCAGCAGCUUCCGGUCUUGCGCGCUCAGGCCGGGCAACGUCCGCGCGUUGUUUUUGGGUCCUGAACUCCGGAAGGGAAACUGUGUUGUACCCUUUUACGUGAGGCGGUGGCGGCGGUUCGGAAGUCGUCUGGCCUCCCCGCGGCCGCUCGCAGCUUGCUGGCCUCUCCCGCGCCUCACGUCGGACUCCGUCUCCGCGGCAGGGAAGCAGCAUGGAAGCUGAGGACAUCCAGGAGGAGUUGACCUGCCCCAUCUGCCUGGACUAUUUCCAGGACCCGGUGUCCAUCGAGUGCGGCCACAACUUCUGCCGCGGCUGCCUGCACCGCAGCUGGGCGCCGGGCGGCGGCCCGUUCCCCUGCCCCGAAUGUCGGCACCCAUCGGCUCCCGCCGCGCUGCGACCCAACUGGGCCCUGGCCAGGCUGACUGAGAAGACGCAGCGCCGGCGCCUGGGCCCCGUGCCCCCGGGCCUGUGCGGCCGCCACUGGGAGCCGCUGCGGCUCUUCUGCGAGGACGACCAGCGGCCAGUGUGCCUGGUGUGCAGGGAGUCCCAGGAGCACCAGACUCACGCCAUGGCACCCAUCGACGAGGCCUUCGAGAGCUACCGGGAGAAACUUCUUAAGUCUCAGCGUAAUCUCGUGGCCAAGAUGAAGAAAGUCAUGCAUUUACAGGAUGUAGAAGUGAAGAACGCCACACAGUGGAAGGAUAAGAUAAAGAGUCAGCGAAUGAGAAUCAGCACGGAGUUUUCAAAGCUGCACAACUUCCUGGUUGAAGAAGAGGACCUGUUUCUUCAGAGACUGAACAAAGAAGAAGAAGAGACAAAGAAGAAGCUGAAUGAGAACACGUUAAAACUCAAUCAAACGAUCGCUUCAUUGAAGAAGCUCAUCUUAGAGGUGGGGGAGAAGAGCCAGGCCCCCACCCUGGAGCUGCUUCAGAAUCCAAAAGAAGUGUUGACCAGGAGUGAGAUCCAGGAUGUGAACUAUUCCCUUGAAGCUGUAAAGGUGAAGACAGUGUGCCAGAUACCAUUGAUGAAGGAAAUGCUAAAGCGAUUCCAAGUGGCUGUAAACCUAGCUGAAGACACAGCUCAUCCCAAACUCGUCUUCUCCCAGGAAGGGAGAUACGUGAAAAAUACAGCAUCAGCCAGUUCUUGGCCAGUGUUUUCUUCAGCAUGGAACUACUUUGCUGGAUGGAGGAAUCCUCAGAAGACUGCUUUUGUAGAGAGAUUUCAGCACUUACCCUGUGUUCUGGGAAAAAACGUUUUCACCUCAGGGAAACAUUACUGGGAAGUUGAGAGUAGAGAUAGUCUGGAGGUUGCCGUUGGGGUGUGUCGGGAGGACGUCAUGGGAAUUACUGAUCGUUCAAAAAUGUCCCCAGAUGUGGGCAUCUGGGCGAUUUAUUGGAGUGCUGCUGGCUAUUGGCCCUUGAUAGGCUUCCCUGGAACUCCCACCCAGCAAGAGCCAGCUCUCCACCGAGUGGGGGUUUACCUGGAUCGUGAGACUGGGAAUGUCUCCUUCUACAGCGCUGUGGACGGAGUGCACCUGCACACCUUUUCUUGUUCUUCUGUCUCACGCCUCCGGCCAUUUUUUUGGUUGAGUCCAUUAGCAUCUUUAGUCAUUCCACCAGUGACUGAUAGGAAAUGAGGCUUUUCUUCCCCUGACCAAAACUCCUUCCCUGUAGUCCAGCUGAGGGACACACAUCCCUGGGCCCUCUUCUGCCCUUCAUGUCUCUAUCCUGGAUGGUCCAUCUUCUGGGUCUCCCUAACUGUACCAUUUGGUAUCUGCCCUUUGUGUGCUUCACAAGAGGCAGUCCCAUGGGAGGUGGGUCUGGCCAAUGGAGAUGGGACAGGAAAUUUUCCAAGAUGCUUUUGGGAAAUCUUUUUGUAGCUUUUAAAGAGAUCUGCGGGGAAGACAUAUGGAUGUUAGCAGCCAUAUUGGAACUGAGAACACAGGAAUGGUGGAAAGGUAGAAGAAACAGAGUUUUUGUUGCCGUUGUGAAAUUGUUGAAAUUUCCUUCAUGCCAAGCUUCUUGUUAUAUGAGAUAAUUAUGCCCUUAUUGUAUAAGACAAUUUUAGUUGUAUUUGGUUACUUGCAGCCUGAAGUACCGUAACUGCACUAAAGGGACGUAGUGUGAACAUCCCACAGUAUAGGCUUAUGUCACUUUUGUGAAAUUUGACAAAGGCAUAGAAUCUUUUUCUAUCCAGUCAGGCAUUGCCUAUUCCUUCCAGUAACUACUGAUUCCCCCACUUUUCUGUCUUAGAAAAUUGUGGGACUCCCCCCUCACUCUGCCUAUGUUGCAUUGUCUAUUCCUUCCAGUAACUACUGAUUCCCCCACUUUUCUGUCUUAGAAAAUUGUGGGAAUCCCCCCUCACUCUGCCUAUGUUGCACUCUCUCUCUUCCCAACCAUGACUCUGCCCUCAGCUAUUAACUGUGCUGUGUAUUUAUCAAGUUGCUAUGUUGUAUGUACAGUGUUAUUCAUGUCAUCAUGAGAAUGUUGGAACGCUUGUUAAAUACCUUUUGCUAGCCUCUUCAUAUGCUGUUGCAUAUGACUGUCAUCACAGCUCAGUGAGAUGGAAAGUCAAAUCCUAUUUGUACAAAUGAGAAAACCGAACUCUUUAGAGUAACUAGCUCAGUAUUGGCUAGCUGGUAAAUGGCAGUGUUGGGAUUAAAAUCCAGAUUUGUCUGAGAUGAAAGCCCAUGUUCUUAUCUACUCUCCCUUUAUUCAGAAGCAUUUAUUGGAUGUUGAUCUUUGUUUCAGGUUUUGAUUUUGUUACUUUUUUAUACUGUGUAUAUUUUCCUCAGUCUACCCUUCUGCUCUAGAUUGUCUGGACUCAGGAGAUUGUGGCAGUUACUGGAUAGUUAUUUUUGAGAUAAUGAUUGCUUUUCUCUGUUUAUAUAAGUCAUGUGUACUUAUUGUAGAAAGUUUGUAAGAUGCAAAAAGUAUAAAAAUUAAAGUUACGCACUACUAACAUUUUAA
This is a messenger RNA of Gorilla gorilla gorilla (western lowland gorilla), 2979 nucleotides long. RefSeq names its product tripartite motif containing 4 (gene TRIM4). Bases 222 to 1646 code for a protein of 474 amino acids. The transcript has 6 exons. Lineage: Eukaryota; Metazoa; Chordata; Mammalia; Primates; Hominidae. Gene Ontology annotation, molecular function: protein binding; zinc ion binding. The record is from RefSeq and is a predicted model, not a curated record.